This is a messenger RNA of Caenorhabditis remanei, 417 nucleotides long. RefSeq lists its product as uncharacterized. The coding region runs from base 1 to 417 and encodes 138 amino acids. Lineage: Eukaryota; Metazoa; Nematoda; Chromadorea; Rhabditida; Rhabditidae. The record is from RefSeq and is a predicted model, not a curated record. The transcript has 2 exons.
AUGAAGGUUUUCUCUUGGCUCACUCUUUUUCUGCUUCUUCUGUCUUCGCCUGUCAACAGUCUUCCUUUUGUCGCUAUUGCGUUGCAAGCGGGAGCCAGCGUAUUUGUGAGAGAGCAAAUUAUUGACUUUCUCGUCGAAAAAGUCGGAAAACCUCUGCUGCUAGAAGUCAGAAACUUCGUCGACGAAAUUAUCGACGAAGCUCUUUUAAAAACGGACGCUUCGGAGGACAACGCAGCGGAGUCGACUAAAGAAAUAGAGGAGGAACCAAUCGAGAAUGGAACGGAGGAUGCUUGGGAGGAUGUUGGGGAAGAUGCUGGGGAGAACAACCCACCAGAAGACGACCAAACCGCACGUGUUCGUGGUGGAGGAAGAGGUGGAUCGUGGGGGCGUGGUGGUCGCAGACAUGACGGUUUUUAA